Molecule: messenger RNA, 507 nt
Organism: Striga hermonthica
Lineage: Eukaryota; Viridiplantae; Streptophyta; Magnoliopsida; Lamiales; Orobanchaceae
Source: the annotation of a GenBank genome assembly
AUGGGUUUGAAUUUGAAUUUCGCUGUUGUUGUUUUCGUGGGAACUUCAGUUGUGUCGAUUGCCAUGGGUACAAACAUAUGGCCGUGGGGCGGCAUCGGCACUGGGUCCUGGUGCCCGUGUGCGGCCACCGGAAAAGACGCAGAUCCCAGUGCACGAACAAUCGUGGUUGGUGGGACGGACAACUGGAAUUAUGGGGUCAAUUACACGGACUGGCUUAUCAAAAACGGGCCCUUCUAUAUUGGUGACACCUUGGUGUUCAGCUACACUACGCACCACAGCGUGUAUCUGAUGAAAGAUUGGGGGAGCUUCAUAAACUGUAGCAUGGAGGGAUCGAUUUUGAUUGGGAGCACGACUGCCGGUGCCGGUGCCGGAUUCAAAGUGACGCUGGAGCCCGCGCCCUUUUGGCAGCCCUAUCUGUUUGUCUGCGGCGAGAAAAAUGGCAUCCACUGCAGCGCUGGACAGAUGAAGUUCCCUGUCUGGCCCUUGCCACGUUUCCGCAAGCAGUGA